AUGGAGAUAGAAAAACUCACAGUCUUGGGAAGAGAGUUCGGUCUGGAAGGAGAAGAGCUCCGGGCGUGGGUAGAUGAAGAAAGAAAGCGUGAACGGGAAGCAAGGGCUACCGAAAGAGAGCGAGCUAGGGAAGCAGCCGCCAUGGAAGUCAAGAUUUUGGAGAUGAAGCUCCGACUUCAAGAGCAAGGUCAAAAUGGGAGCGCUGUCGUAUCUGAGAGUAAUGCAACCAGUCAAAGUGGAAUAAUGUGGAACCUGAGUCCUAACAAGCUGCUUGCGCCCUUCGAUGAAAAGAAGGACGAGCUUGACGCGUACAUUCUCCGCUUUGAAAGAAUCGCAGCGGGACAAAAAUGGCCCGAGGAUCAGUGGGCCGUUGCGCUAAGCAUGUGUCUCACCGGCUCCGGAACAGCAAGCCGGCCGACGGAGAAACGGCAUCGCAGUAUUACUCGCGCCUUGGAAACUAUUUUUGACCGAUGGAUAGAACUGGCAAGCAUUAAGAAGGAGUACGGCGACCUGCGAGACUUGAUGCUCUCUGAACAGUUUUUGAAGGACUGUAGGCAGGAUUUGGCGCUUUAUCUGAAGGAGAGAAAGUCAAAGACGACAGCUGAGAUGUUGGAGCUGGCCGACCAUUUCCAGCAAGCACAACGUCAAACGAGACUGGGGAGACAGGUAACGUCAGAUCCAAAGCGACCUGAGACCCAAGGCAGGGCCAAUGCAGAUAACCCUACGGGUAGCAAGGGGAACUCCAGACCCCCCGUAAAGUGUUUCUUAUGCAAUAAGAUUGGACAUCGUGCGGCUGACUGCCGAAGUAAUUUCUCCAGAAACCAACGGAGCACGUCCUGCUGGAAGUGCGGGAAGAAUGGACAUCGCGCUAACGACUGUUCCAACCAGCCGACCGCAAGCAGCCAGAGCUCCUGCUUCGUGACGGAAGAACAAGCGGUGCCAGGAAACGCUCCCUAUGUGGAAUUAAAGGAUGGCACUCAAGUGCCGGUGGUGAACGCGUUGUCAUCCAGGGCUACAAUGUUUCAGGGGAACGGACUGCCAGUUGUACCGGGAGAAGUCGAGGGCCAGCACGUAAAGGUUCUUCGGGACACGGGAAGUAAUACCGUAGUGGUUAGAAAAUCCUUGGUGCCGGAGGGUAGUUUUACAGGAAAGCGAAGCGCUGUCUACCUGGUAGACCGCACCAUCAGAUACCUGCCCGAGGCCAGGGUGACAGUAAGCACGCCAUAUUACGAGGGAGAAGUGAUGGUCAAGUGUAUGGAUGACCCCCUUUAUGAUUUGGUCCUUGGAAACAUUGCCGGGGUACGAGACGUUGCUGAUCCGAACCCGGACUGGCGAACGGAGAGCGAGAUUUCGGUGCAAACACCAGUUAGCCCCCAGGACGAAGAAAUCCAAGAGCAGCACAGCAAGCCAAGUUGCGACCCGGAUAAAAGUGCCGCUAUGCAAACGAGGGCCCAGGCAAGGAAAGAAUCCAAGCUUAAGGCUUUGAAGGUCCCCGCAUCCGUCCACAGUACCGGAACAGACCUCACCAAGGAACAGACAGAGGAUUCCAGUCUAAAGGCGUGUUUCAACAAACGCGGCAGGGUUAUCCAGUCCAAGCGGUCGAAAGGGAGUCAGGAGUUCUUCAUGAAGAAUGAUUUACUUUUCCGGAGAUUUACACUGCCAUCGGGGCGCUGUCUUGAGCAGCUCGUGCUACCUACGGGGCGGAGGCGAGACGCUAUGCGCGCAGCGCAUGACGGUAUGAUGUCAGGGCACCAAGGAAUAAAGAAAACCACUGAUCGUGUCACGCAAGAAUUUUACUGGCCGGGAAUGCAGGAGGACAUACAGCGAUAUGUGAAAUCCUGUGACGUUUGCCAGAAGACGACUCCGAAGGGAAAGGUUACGAAAGCCCCCUUGGGUCGUGUCCCAAUCAUUGACACACCAUUCCAGAGAGUCGCCGUGGAUAUCGUCGGUCCAAUCUCACCCCCUUCUGAUCGCGGGAAUCGGUAUCUGCUCACUUUGGUAGACUAUGCCACUAGAUACCCGGACGCUGUGGCAUUGCCAAGCAUAGAGUCGGAGAGGGUAGUUGGCAAGGUGUGGCCGCGAAGUGAGGACGGCUGA
Molecule: messenger RNA, 2097 nt
Organism: Ornithodoros turicata
Lineage: Eukaryota; Metazoa; Arthropoda; Arachnida; Ixodida; Argasidae
Exons: 2
Coding region: 1-2097 (698 amino acids)
Molecular function (GO): nucleic acid binding; zinc ion binding
Source: RefSeq, a predicted model, not a curated record